CGCGGCAGCCAUUUUAGUGUCAGUUCUAAAUUGUAACAAGUUUGUUUAAGUUCUUCUUUGAAAUUCCUCAAAAAAUGACCGAAAGUGAAAAGCUUCGCAAGAUAUUCAUCGGUGGGCUGAAUUGGGAGACUUCAGAAGAAGGUCUAAAGGAUUAUUUUUCGGAAUGGGGAACCAUCGUGGACUGUGUAAUCAUGAAGAAAGACGGCAAAUCCAGAGGCUUUGGGUUUGUUACAUACGCUUCUUCAAAGAGCGUUGAUGAUUGCCUGAAAGUACGUAAGCACAUUCUAGAUGAUCGAGAGAUUGAACCAAAACGAUCUAUCCCUAAAGAUGAGGCGAAAAACCCGAUGGCUUUGACCAAGACUCGAAAGAUUUUCGUUGGUGGACUGGCUAGUACGACUACUGAAGAUGAUAUCAGGGAAUACUUCACUGGUUUGUGCGAAAAAGACGGCGAUGGCCAAGUGAUUGACAUUGACCUAAAGAGAGAUAAAGAGAAUCAAAACAGAAUUCGAGGUUUUGCUUUCGUAACCUUUGAUAACGACGAAAUAGCAGAGAAAGUGUGCGCGAUGAAGUUCCACGAGAUUCGCAUGAAACAAUGCGAAGUCAAGAAGGCAGAACCUCAGUCGAUGAUCAGAAAAAAACACGAGGAUGAUGACCGAGGGAGCUAUAGUUCUGACCGAGAGAGAAGCAGAGAGAGGGAUAGAGAUUCACGUGACAGAGGAGACAGAGAUAGAGGUUUUAUGGGUCCCUUGGGUCCUGGUUUCUUUGGGUUUCCAAGUUUUUUUGGUAAAGAGGGAAAAGGUGAUAGAGACAGGAGUAGCAGGGAUAGAGAAAGAAGCAGAGAUGGUGACAUGAGUUACUUCAAUCCCUUUGGCUUUAACCCAGCGGCAUUUAGUGCUGGAGGAUUUGCUCCAGGCUUUGGUUUUGGUGGCAUGGGAUUCGGUGGAUUCCCUGCUGGAUUUGGCUAUGGUGGCUUCCCUGCUGGUUUCGGCAUGGGUGGAGCUGGGUUUGGUGGGUUUGGUCCUGGAGGGGUCAGUAGUGAGAGAGGCAGCAGUGGAAGUAGUUAUGACAAAGGUGGCUAUGGAGGGGUAGGAUAUAGAAGUAGUAGUGAUAGAGAAGGGCAAAGCAGUAAAAGUCAAUCUAAUGGUGCAAGCAGUAGUAGCAGAGGUUCUGGGUCAUAUGAUCAGGCAGGCAUGAGCAGUGGGUACGGGUAUAGUCCAUUUGCUGGCAUGGGUGGUGCAGUGCCGUCAGGUGAUUGGAGUAACUUUCCUGCAGCGGCAAUGAUGGGAAUGUAUGGCUAUAAUACAAACACUCCUAUGAGUGCUGGAAGUGAAAGUGCAUCAAAAGCAUACUCUGGUUCUGGCACCUCAACUGAUGCUAGCUUUCCAAUGGGUAGCUAUGCACAGAUGAGCUCUGGCUUUGGCCCAGUGGCAAGAACUGACUCCACAGCAAGAGGUUUAAGUCCUUCUGAUACCAAAUCCAGAAGCUACAGGCCCUAUUAAAGUAUAGCUGGUGACAAAGGGCUAGUGCUGUUUAGCCAGACUAACAGACAGGAAAGUAAAGAAGAAAAUAGAACAUGUACCAUAUAGCUGUUGAGAAGCUUUGAUAGUGAAGACAAGAUCAAGGGAAGAAUAAAGAUAUGUGUAAUAAUAGUACUCACAAGAGUAAAUGCUUUGAACCCAGUUGUAGAAGUUUGUUGUGAAGUGUGAUUGUCUGGGUGAACGUAGUCUUGAGAAAGGCUGUUGUUGGUGGUGACUGAUGUUUCGACAAGCUGAGCGCAAGUCAUCUUCAGAGUCUAUUUUCUCACUAGACUUUGAAGAUGACUUCCGCUCAGGUUCUUGAAACGUCAGUCACCACCAACAACAGUCUUUCUCAAGACUACGCUCAUCCGGAUGAUCACACUUCACAACAAAAUAGUACUCACAUAGAACAAUUAGAAUAAUGAUAAAAUACUUGUUACUCUUUUAGGAGAUAGCUACAAUUUUUGUAUGUAAAAUAGGACAUAUAUGUAUAGUAGCCAUGUUUAUCAAUUAUAGAGGCAAUCACAGUUUAUGCUCAUGAAAAACAGCUUUUCUAAAACAGUUAAUUUACGAUACAACUACUUGAAUUUGAAGAAAUGCAUGGUCAGACAGACAUAUUUUUCAAUCUAUAGUAAGCUAUUGUUGUUUUAGUUGUUUUUAAUAGUUCUCAUCAGUUGUAGCUCAAUGUAGUUAUCAUGAAAUUUGCCAUUAAAAUACAUUAAACAAGUA
Messenger RNA from Actinia tenebrosa (Australian red waratah sea anemone), 2246 nucleotides. RefSeq lists its product as uncharacterized. Lineage: Eukaryota; Metazoa; Cnidaria; Anthozoa; Actiniaria; Actiniidae. Gene Ontology annotation, molecular function: mRNA binding. The record is from RefSeq and is a predicted model, not a curated record. Gene Ontology annotation, biological process: regulation of translation.